Gadus morhua (Atlantic cod) is the source of this 4321-nucleotide messenger RNA. It is a transcript of the gene pxna, whose product is annotated as paxillin a. Gene Ontology annotation, biological process: endothelial cell migration; substrate adhesion-dependent cell spreading; transforming growth factor beta receptor signaling pathway. The record is from RefSeq and is a predicted model, not a curated record. Lineage: Eukaryota; Metazoa; Chordata; Actinopteri; Gadiformes; Gadidae. The transcript has 11 exons. Bases 223 to 1812 code for a protein of 529 amino acids.
UUGGAGGGUCCAGAUGGGGGCGAGCUUUGUGUCUGUGACCGAUCUGUCUCACGCUUAUUGAGCUGGGAACUUGAAAACUUAACAGCAGGCAGUUGGGGGGAAAGCUGGGAUUUCGGUAACCUCAGCUAAAGAAACGUGUCUUUAGUUGCCCUGCAGCUGUGAGUCACAUCAGCACGCAAGCCGUUUCUGCUGGACGGGCUUUUGGCACGAUUUCCGGAUACCAUGGAUGAUUUAGAUGCGCUGUUGGCGGACCUGGAGUCCACAACAUCACACAUCUCCAAGAGUCCGCUCUUCCUGCUUGACGACCCGGCCUACUCUCUGCCCAUUGGUCAGUCGCACCAGCAGGACCUCGUCUCCCCGCCCCCGGGUCCACCUGACCAGACCAUCAACGGACUAGACGACACCCAGUCUUUCAGCUCUGCCCAACGGAGUACUUGGUCCACAGAGGGGGGCAGUCCCGAUCCGGCCCCCACAGAGGAGGAGCACGUCUACAGUUUCCCGAACAAACAGAAAAACAGUGAAUCUUCAACCGCCGCCAUGAACUCUUCUCUGGGCAGCAACCUGUCCGAGCUGGACCGUCUGCUGCUGGAGCUCAACGCAGUCCAGGACAACAGCCCCUGCUUCCCCACAGAAGAGGACGCCGCACCCCCGCUGCCGUCCAACAGCAUACACCACUAUGUCCAUGAGAACGGAGUGUCGCCUCUCACGAGCAACAACCCUCCCCCUGCUGUCUUGGAGAAGCCCAAACGCAGCCUGGCCACCCGGGGAAUAGAGGACGUACGGCCCAGCGUGGAGAGCCUCCUGGAUGAGCUGGAAAGCUCUGUGCCGAUGCCCAUCCCCGCCCCUCUCAUGGUGUCCGAGGAGCCGACCGACGGCCCGGAGACAGCCGCCCAGCAGCAGGCCAGGAUGUCUGCGUCCUCCGCCACGCGAGAGCUGGACGAGCUGAUGGCGUCGCUGUCUGACUUUAAGGUCCAAAGCAAUAUUCAGUCUCAGGGGAAGAGCUCUCCGACCGGCCCUCCGAAACAAGCCAACAAGCUUGACAACAUGCUGGGCAGCCUGCAGUCGGACCUGAACAGGCUGGGAGUGCAGACCGUGGCCAAGGGGGUGUGUGGUGCCUGCAAGAAGCCCAUCGUAGGCCAGGUGGUGACGGCUAUGGGCCGCACGUGGCACCCUGAGCACUUUGUGUGCACCCACUGUCAGGACGAGAUCGGCUCUAGAAACUUCUUUGAGCGAGAUGGCCAGCCUUACUGUGAGAAGGACUACCACAACCUAUUCUCCCCGCGCUGCCAUUACUGCAAUGGGCCCAUACUUGACAAAGUAGUGACUGCUUUGGACAAGACCUGGCACCCAGAGCACUUCUUCUGCGCCCAAUGCGGCGCCUUUUUCGGGCCUGAAGGUUUCCAUGAGAAGGAUGGCAAGGCGUUCUGCAGGAAGGACUACUUUGACAUGUUUGCUCCUAAAUGCGGAGGCUGUGCUCGUGCCAUCCUGGAGAACUACAUCUCUGCCCUCAACUCUCUCUGGCACCCAGAAUGCUUUGUCUGCAGGGAGUGCUUCACUCCGUUCAUCAACGGCAGCUUCUUCGAGCACGACGGCCAGCCGUACUGCGAGGGCCACUACCACGAGCGGCGCGGCUCCCUCUGCUCGGGCUGCCAGAAGCCCAUCACCGGCCGCUGCAUCACGGCCAUGGCCAAGAAGUUCCACCCCGAACACUUUGUGUGUGCCUUCUGCCUGAAGCAGCUGAACAAGGGCACCUUCAAGGAGCAGAACGACAAGCCCUACUGCCAGGGCUGCUUCGUCAAACUCUUCAGCUAAAGCUGUUCCUGUUGGUGGAGGUCCCGGUGGGGAGGGGCUUGCACAAAGCGACCCACAGGAGGCCCCUGUGUGGGUUCAUUCAUUGGUUUCUUGUUUUCUAACUGCUGCAUGUGUACCGUCUGUGCCCAUCUAUGUAUUCACUGAUGUGCUUGUCGUGUAUGCGUGUGUGGGAUACAGUGGAGAGGUGUCGAUGAUUUUAAAGGCUAUUUCCAUAGGGGAUCACAUCAGUAGAAGCCAUGGUGGACGGCCUCGACAUCAGCUGGUGAGGGGCCGUGUCAUUUGCCUGAUUAUUCUUGGUGGUCAUUCGACACUGACUAAAGGCAGAUGUUUUCUAGAGAGAUUUUAAGGAUUUUUUUUUAAUUGAAUGCAUGUAUUUGUUGAGUAUGGUUGCAACAAAUGCAGUGAUUAAUACUUUCGCAGCGCGAUGAUUUGUAAAUGUUAUUUUUUAACCCUUUCCCCAGGGCAAGAACCCUUAUCAUGUGACCAGACCAGCUCAAAGUGGUUUUGUGAUGGUUUGGGACAGCUGCUUGUCAAUUGCAUGGACCACAGGCUUGACCUCAGUAAUUCUAAAACAUGUAGAUGGUUUUACAUAACCGAUACUUUGCCUAUGCGUGUUGAGAUAAUGUAUUCAUGUAUUUUUCUAAUUAUAAGAUGGAGAUUUGCAAUAUUGUGAUACAUAGAGAAACGUGUUUAAAAACAUGCACACACUGGUUGGGGUCAUUUUAUUUUUUUUAGAUUUUUUUCAUCCAAUUGCAGAUUUCCUCCCAAGACCAUCGAGGUGGAUUUUGGUUUGAUCAAACUAUCAGGUCUUUUUAUGGAACUAAACUAUAUAUAUUCUUUAGUCUCUUUAGUGUUAAAGGCCUUGUUUUUCAUGUCACCCCUGUGUCUCUGUUGCUAUUUUCUACCAAUGGGCAUCAGAACUUUUACAAAAUGUCCCACUUAAAUUGCUUGCACCUUUAAACUGUGUGUGUGUGUGUGUGUGUGUGUGUGUGUGUUAUUUUACGACCGAUUUUCUAUCAAAUAAAUGACGAAAUUAGAUCAAAAUCUGUUAUAAGUCAAUACAAGUGUACGCUUAUUAAUGUUUCAAUUUAGGUGCAACUUUGAUACAAAUAUGCCAAGUGGCUCAAUAUGGAAAAACUGAAAUCAUCUAAAAAAAUAUGAAAAGAUAUCCUUUGAUUUACUGCUGCAUAUGUCCAAAAUUGUAACCAAAGUGUCCAGUGAUGUUAGGAAUAAGCAGAAUUUAUCUAAUGUUUUAUGUUUGACUACUAUGAACAAAACUCAGCACUGUUAGAAUGUCAUUGUCUUGAUGACGUCAACCUGAGCUUGAGAUGUGAUAUGUGUUGUGCAUUGUGUUGAAUGGCAUGCUGCAUUUCUAGGAUCAAUGAGCAGGAUCCCGUCUGGCUGAGGGGUGGGGGUUCAUCAGCACUUGCUGCCGGUUGCUAUAACAAUCAAAGAAAAUGUGUAAUACUCUUGGACAUGCAUAGUGUUGUGAAAAUAACUUGUGUCAUGGAUAGAAUUAAAAUAUAUAAAUAUAUUUUUCUCCAGGCUCCCAGGAAUAUGCAAAGAGCUGGCUCUAUGGGCAUAUAAUUAUAAACCAGCGAUGGCUCUCGCCUAAUACAUAACACCCACUUGUAUUGGCUAGUGUUCAAGAGGAUUUAAGAGGCCCUGCCCUGAAUAUUUAGGUUACAGGCUAACACCUUUUGAGAUGAAUGCUAACCUUUGAUUAUAAUGUUGUAUUGGUUAGCUGCCUCUGUAAUGGGUAAACAGGAAUACCAGGUCCGUUGUCGUUAGUAAAGCAACCUGAGUAUUGUUCACUGUUUAUUUGACAAGUGGCUUUUUACAUGUUCAGUCUCUGAAUGUAACCUUGAUUACAUUAUUUGGUGAUCUUUAACUUGUCACUGACGUUCAUGCAGACUUUAUUAUCCAGAUACAUUAGUACGAUUACGAUACAUGGUGUUUUUUUAAAACAAUAUAAAUGAUUGUGCCAAUUUUUGUAUGCCAAUAUAAUGUCUUGUACACUGUGGAAAUGUCAGUGUUUCUUCUGGUUGAGUCUUUAUGGGUUAAACUCUAGAAAAAAAACAACGAUUUGCUUAGUGCACUAAUGCUGAUUUCCAAAUAGUCUUGCAAAACCAUUACUGGACAAUUUCCUAGACCCCACUAGGUAAUAUACUUUAUAUUGAGCCAUAUAUAUUUGAUGUAGUUCUGUUAUAGGCCUACCUUAUAUAACCACAAGCCCGGGGCUAUGUGAUAUUAAACAGUUUCAAUGUUUGAACUAUGCCCCUAAGAAAAUGUAUUUCUGCUCAUCUCUGUGGCAAGAUCAGGGUUAUGAUUGCCUUAUUGAUCCAAUGCUUUUGCUUCGAAUCCCCCCAUGUUCAUUGACAAAUUAAUGUGAUAUGUAUCCUUUUUAAGUGCCACAAUUACUUUUUCUGUUCAUAAAGAGAACAUUUCAUAGCCUGGCAAUGUGUUUGAUUUCAUGUGAUUGACAAUAAAAUGUUAUUUCUGUAAGUAA